AUGUGCUUUGCCCUUCUGAUGAAGUCCAUCAAGCACCAGGAGCUGGAUUCUAGCUGGCUCCUGCCACCUUCAUCUGUUUCUUUUAUUGGAAAACAUGGCAGCCCAGAUGGAAAACGUGGUGAUGACUCCCAAGCAAUUCUGCUUCUCCUGAAAAAGAAGUGGGUGCUGAGCAGGAUGCAGCAGCCAGCUCCUCUGCCAUAUACAUCCCAGGCCAGCCUCACUGCUGACUUGUACUGUCCACACCGUGUCAUUGAGGAUCCCGAGUGGUCCCUCAUCACCGUGCCCCACCUCACCGAGCUCUGCCUCCAGCACAUCGUUCACCAUUUUGAAGAGAGCCCUAUUUUAGACCGUCUUCUUCCUGAGCAUCAAAGGAAGGUGCUGGACAGGCUCUCCACUGGCCUCCCGCUUGCUGUGACUGCCAACCUAAUAAGUGAUGAGGACUACUGGAAGAGGUGCUGCAUGGAGCGCUGGCAAGUGUGUGACACCUCGAACUAUGGAGACAGCUGGAAACGGAUGUUCUUUGAAUGUCACCUGGAGAACAUCCUGAAACGUUUCAUCCCCAACACCACAGACCCCAACGAGGUCCUAGAGCUCAUCCCGCUCUGCAAAGACUAUGUGCGGAAACUGGAGCUUGAUCAGUUCCUGCCACCUGUGCAGAUGGAUCAAAAGGAGGACAGGGAUGACCUCUCUGAUACAGGAAGUGAUUUGGGGUUCAGCAAGGCCUCCAUGCAUCACUACGACUUGGGAGUCCUCAUUACUGCUCUCCCUCACCUUGAAGAACUUCAUCUCACUUAUGGCGUGAAGGACUGCGGCAUGAACUUUGAGUGGAACCUCUUUAACUUCACCCACCAGGACUGUCACAAUCUGGCUGUGGCCCUGAAGAUGUGCCACAACUUGAAAGUCUUCAAGCUGACACGAAGUAAAGUAGAUGACAACAAGACCAGGCUGCUGGUCCGUAAUUUGCUGGAUCACCCCUGCUUGGUGGAGCUUGACUUGUCCCACAAUCUUGUCGGGGACGAGGGGGCACAGGCUGUUGGCAAGUUGAUCAAUCGCAGCAGAUUAGAAGCCUUGGACCUGUGUAACAACCAGAUCUGUCACGUGGGGGCUCAGGCUCUGGCCCGAGCCCUGGCUGAGAAUUCUACCCUGACAUCCCUGAACCUGCGCCUCAACUGCGUGGGGGACAGAGGCGGUGAGGCGAUUGGCCGUGCCCUGCUGACCAACACUACCCUCAAGUCCAUCCAUUUGGGAAGUAAUCACCUGUCAGAGCCAACCGCCACAUGCUUCUCCCAGGUCCUGGCUCAGAACACCACCCUGACGAGCAUCAACUUCUCCUGCAACCACCUGGGACCGGAUGGUGGGAAGCAGCUGCUGGAAGGGCUGGUGGAUAACAAGGCUUUGACUGAGCUCGAUGUCCGCCUGGCAGAGGUGGGCCAGGAGACCGAAUACCUCAUCCACCAAACAGUGUGGGCCAACCGGGAAGCGGCGAGGCUGGCAUUUUAG
Colius striatus (speckled mousebird) is the source of this 1500-nucleotide messenger RNA. RefSeq names its product t-complex-associated-testis-expressed 1 (gene TCTE1). Gene Ontology annotation, molecular function: protein binding. The record is from RefSeq and is a predicted model, not a curated record. Gene Ontology annotation, cellular component: sperm flagellum. Gene Ontology annotation, biological process: flagellated sperm motility. The coding region runs from base 1 to 1500 and encodes 499 amino acids. Lineage: Eukaryota; Metazoa; Chordata; Aves; Coliiformes; Coliidae. The transcript is spliced from 6 exons.